CUGCUGUCUCACUGCCAUAAGCACGAGCUCAGGUACUCCACUACAAGGACUAAACAAAGAACCGAGCGAACAAACAGCAUGUAUUUUUAGUCAAAACACUGUGCCUUUCUUGUCUCCCGAUGCUAGUGUUUUAAUUUCGUCACAUAUUUAUUUUAACAUUCAUCGAUUGUAUCGGAGUUGUUGUGUCAGUUGAACCUGUCCCGAUAGGUGUUGAAGGAACGCACAGAGAAAACUCUCCUCCAAACGCUACCUGCGGAUAAACGAGGGGGGCAAACGCGUCUAGAUAAGGGUCCUUGGCUGUCAGUGGGAUGAUAGUGAGGGGGAGUGGAGUCUGGAUUGAAGGAGCAUGGUGAAGCACCAACCCUUACAGGUCUAUGAGAGACAGAUGUGUUUGUCAUGUCUGACUGGGAUAUAUGGCUGCCGCUGGAAACGCUACCAGCGGUCACAUGAUGACACCACCAAGUGGGAGUGUUUGUGGUCAUUCAUUCUCUUCUGCACUUUUUCCUUGUUACUGGUGUGGUUUUACUUCUGGUGGGAGGCCCACAAUGACUACAGCGAGUUUAACUGGUUUUUAUAUAACCGUUCAGAGUGGAGCGAUGGAACCAUUCCUAUAUUGGCAACCACAGCUGCAGGCUUCACCUACAUAGCAUUUUUAAUGAUUUUAGCCCUGUGCCAUGUCGCUGUUGGACAGCAGUUAAACCUACACUGGCUCCACAAGAUUGGUGUGACCGUUGCUUUGCUCACUACAAUAAUUGGUGUGAUAUCUGUCUCUCAGAUGUGGGGAGAGGAAUGGGACAUUUUAUGGAUUUCUUUGCAGGCUACAGGCCCGUUCCUGCACAUCGGAGCUUUAGCUGCGGUUAGUGCUCUGGCCUGGCUGAUGGCUGGGCAGGUGGCACGAGUGGAGAAAACCAGGUUCCAGGUGAUGGUACUCCUCAUCUAUCUGAGUGUUCUCCUCACACUUUACUUCAUUCCACUGUCAAUCACCUCCCCAUGCAUCAUGGAGCGUGGGAGUCUCAAAGCGGCCCCCUCCAUCAUUGGCCAUCAAGGAGCUCCAAUGCUGGCUCCAGAAAACACACUCCUGUCCUUCCACAGAGCUCUGCAGAGGAAUGUAAGUGGGUUGGAGGCGGAUGUGGCCAUCAGUCUAGAUGGUGUGCCCUUCCUCAUGAGAGACCGAACGUUGAGAAGAACCACAGAUGUGAGGAAAGUGUUUCCAGAGAGACAGUAUGACGAUGCCUCACUCUUCAACUGGACCGAUUUGCGCUCGCUGAAUGCUGGGCAAUGGUUUCUGAAGGAUGAUCCAUUCUGGACUGUGCAGUACAUGUCAGUGUCAGAGCGCUGGUUGGUGGGGAACCAGACAGUGUGCAGCCUGGAACAGAUGCUGAAACUAGCGGCUCGGUCCAAAUGCUCGGCUGUGUUCAGACUUCGCAGGCCGCCAGCCGGUCACCCGUACCACCUCGACUGGGUCAACCUCACCCUGAACACUGUUCUGAAGUCUGGCAUUCCACAGCAGCAGGUGAUGUGGACUGCAGACAGUGACAGGGAUAUGGUGAGGCAGGUGGCUUCUGGUUUCCAGCAGACCUCUGUGCAGAAGCUUCCCCUGGACACUCUUCAUCAUAAAGGCAUCAGCAGAGUCCUGCUGCGCUAUAAUCAGGCAUCUGCACAGGACGUCCGGCUGUAUAAUGAAAAUAACAUCAGUGUGACUCUGUAUGCGGUGAAUGAGCCAUGGCUGUAUUCUCUGCUGUGGUGCAGUGGGGUACCGUCUGUCUCCUCUGAUGCUCCGCAGGUGCUCAGGAAGUUGUCCUCUCCACUCUGGCUCAUGAGUCCAGAUGAAUACUGUAUGAUUUGGAUCUCCACUGAUCUCAUCUCUCUUGCUGUAGUACUGGGAAUAUUUAUAUUCCAGAAGUGGAGAAUGAGUGGGAUGCAUAGCUACAAUCCGGAGCAGAUCAUGCUGAGCGCUGCCGUCAGGAGAUCCAGUCGAGAUGUCAACAUCAUGAAGGAGAAGCUCAUCUUCUCUGAGGUGAGCAAUGGAGUCAGCGGUGAUGAACCAUAUAUGGAAAAUGGAUUUAACUACUACACCAAUUAAGGAUUUCUCAUUUAACCCAAGGAGGAAAACACAAAGGCUGACAACCAUUUCCUGAUUUUAUGGAAAAAUUCUAUUGCAUCCGUAACCAGAUGGUGAUAUAUCCUCUUUACUACUGACUUGACUCUUAGUCUACUGUUGAUGGACCCUUGUACAGAAAGUUUUUCUUCUACUUUUAAGUUGCUUGUACAUAAUUGUGUCCACUAAAUAGAAGUGUCCAGUUAUAGAGUAGGAAGUGAAGUGUUUCUGUUGACUAUUACCAUAUCUGUGGCCUCUGCCCCGACUUAACGCUUGAGGAUGCUGGAAUGCCUGUUUCUUGCUUCGUAUUGCAAGCAUGCCUGUAAUAAUAUAGUGGAUUUUAUCUGAUGUUAUUUGGGGAUUUAAUUUUUUCUAAUCCUCCAUAGCCAGCCAAUGUGGAGUAAAACACAGCCAGUUUUAUUCUAUCUAGACCUUGAUUUGGUGUGAUUUUCACAGUCUAAUGAUGCCUUCUGUUCAAACUGUUGUGAAUUUUAAAGAACAAACAGGUGUUUACAGAGUGCCUGCUUUUAUCCUUCCAGUGAUAUUUACUGUAUUUGGUGUACCUACACAUUUUCGCGUAUGGUUCAGUUGCGUGUUGUUUUGGAAGGAAAUUACCAGCCUUAAAGUCUAGGUCAGUAUGUUUGAUGCUGUUUGAGAUAGCAUGGGGGAUUUUGGCACGUUUAUUUUUUUCUCUCUCAGUUUUAAGUUAUGAACAAGUACAUUUACUUAGCCUAAUAUGGGGAUUUAAACCCAAAAUGGAAGAAACCAAAAAAAUUAUCUAAAAAUGUCUGAAAACAUGAAUGAAAUCAUUAGCUUAGAUAAUGUAGUUUAUGUAGUUCACACUGUUUAUAAGGAGGCUGCUUAAGUUUCAAUGCAGUGCAAUAUUACUCAUUUUAAAUAACACUGUCCUAGAGGGAAGUGUUUGAAUAUUGUUCAGUGAUUUAAAAAUAAAUAAAUAUAAAAUGUAUAAAAAUUUUACUGUUACAUUUGUCAUUUUAGUCUCUCCUCUAAACCCUCUUGUUUAUUUAACAGAAUUUCAUAUAAUGAUGCUUUUGUGCAGGGCUUCCCAUUGGGUGAGGUCAUGACCCCUGAAUUUAAUGUAUCAUAAUGUGAGACUUCACAUUGUUUACAGUGGACAGAGGCUGAAUGAUUGUGCUGUUUGAUGUUUUUUUUAUUUUGUAUUGAUGUGUUUCAGAGGUCAGUCUAUAAAAAUAAACCCUGUCGUUUUGACAGUUUGUGUUUUUCUUGUGUAGUAACAAGUAUGGAAAAAGGCACAAAAGAUGUAAAGACACAGAGAUGGUCCUGUGCAUGAUGCAACUUUGACACAACAAAUGAAAUGAUACAGGACUGUAAAAAAUAAAUAUGAUCAUAUAAGCAUACUGUAAUCUUAUAAAAUAGUCCCUCAUGCCAUUACAGGAAAAGUCUGGAUAUGCAUUAUAUUGUGUAGUCAUACUAAUGUAUCUUAAUUGCUCUCCCUUUUGUACUGUACUCC
Molecule: messenger RNA, 3590 nt
Organism: Xyrauchen texanus (razorback sucker)
Lineage: Eukaryota; Metazoa; Chordata; Actinopteri; Cypriniformes; Catostomidae
Product: glycerophosphodiester phosphodiesterase domain-containing protein 5-like
Biological process (GO): positive regulation of neuron differentiation; lipid metabolic process
Cellular component (GO): plasma membrane
Molecular function (GO): glycerophosphodiester phosphodiesterase activity
Source: RefSeq, a predicted model, not a curated record